Molecule: messenger RNA, 1251 nt
Organism: Sphaeramia orbicularis (orbiculate cardinalfish)
Lineage: Eukaryota; Metazoa; Chordata; Actinopteri; Kurtiformes; Apogonidae
Exons: 4
Coding region: 172-1251 (359 amino acids)
Source: RefSeq, a predicted model, not a curated record
GGGGUCAUUGUUGCCCUAACGUAUUCUAUUACUUCUGUAUUGGACUCAUCAGUGUGCUUCACAUACACGUGUUUAAUAGAGACAACUCGUUUCUUCGAGAAGUACGCAGGCAGUAGAAGAAACACCCGUACGUCCAGUGGACAGAGGUCACGUAAAGCUUUUCCGCCAGUUAUGUCUGAAGACUCCAGCAGUGAUGAAGAAUUGUGGCUUCCCACAGAAAGGACAGUGUGUCGCAAAAAGCUGAAUUGUUGGGAAUGUGGUAAAAAUUUCCCCAACAUGCACGGCUUGAUGUCGCACUACCUCAGCCACAAUGUCCCAGCUACCUGCCACAUCUGCAAAAUUACUUUCCGGCGGCUGACAUCACUUUCCACACAUCUGGAUAAUGUACACCCCAGGUUCUGUAAAAUGUGCGGUGUGGCAUUCAAUAAUGUAUGGGAGUUGAACAAACAUGCAGAGACAGACUGCAGGAGUGCUGUGUAUUUAGAUGAGCCCAGGGACAACUGUUGUAAUGAGGUCACUAUAGAGCUAACUGAAGGCUCAGAGGUCUGUGAUGCAGUGCCAGACCCGAGACCUAUAGAAACAAAGGAGAUUAUGCCAGGGGGACCGGAGACAUCUGACAACAGCAUAGAGUACAUUGUCGGUGAAGAUGAUAAAGACACUGACAGUGAUGAAGUUGGUGGAGAGGAUUCAGACAGCUCGACAACUUCUGAAUCUGAUGACACAGAUGAAACAGUAUCUGGAACUUCAUCUUCAGAUAAACUGGAAGAGAAUGAUGGCUCAAAUUCAAGAUCCAUGGAUUUGUUAAAUAAGUCUUCCAACCCUCCACCCUCCAAAAUAAAACAGUCAACACCCCCUAAGCCUGAUAGUUUAUUCUGUCAUGUAUGUAACAGGGGCCAUUUAGCAGUCAUCACAUCCCCCUCUUAUUCUGGUCAAAGUCCCAGUGGAGUCAACCAGGUUAUUAAUGGAAAUGUCUUUGUUGGCCAACCCUUUGCUUCAUCCAUGCCCACUGCUGUAAGACCCAGUGCAGGUGUGGUGCCAAAAGUGUCUACAUUUGCUAAUGGGGUACCGGCUAAGAUCAUGAUUGUCCAAAAAAUGCUUCCUAAUGACCCUCAGGUUGUCCAGCAGCAGAGUGCCAAAAACCAGGCAGCCAUCAUGGUGCAGAACAACAUAAAAAGACCCCAUGUAAUGCAGAAGCCUCCUUUGCAUGCUCAGCCAUCUGGUUCCUCUCACAUGUUAGAACAUCUCCCAUAA